CCGCCCGUAAGAAAUACAUUGGAGGCCUGUGGUGCACCACCGCCAACCUCCUCCCAUGUAUUUCUUACGGGCGGUAAGCGGUUUCUACUGCACAUUUGUCUGCUCUCUGUCCUGCUCUUACGUGGUCCGGAUAAUAUGACUGCCACUUAAGCAUCAUUUAUUUGACUCUCCGACCUACUCAAGUUACUGCUUCACUGCAUUAUUCACAAUAUUUCCUUUUGGGUUUGUUCUUAUCCCUAAUAUGGCUUCUUCAUCUUCACCGCCUAAGAACAAGAUAUCGUUUUAUCAAACCUGCCUGGGUCAUGGCACAUUUGGCCUCGUCAUGAAAGCCGUCGACAUAUCACAGACCGCCACAGCCGUGAAGUUUAUAUUUCCAUCUAACGAACCUGAAGAUACUAAAAGUAUGACCCAAAUUUCUCGUGAGUGUACCAUUUCCUUACGACUUGCAGACCACGCCAACAUUGUGAAAACGCUGUCAGUCGACGAAGGUAACUUUUCCCUGGCCCAACUAGAAACCAUAUUCCCGGAUAAAAGUCUGCCCACCAAAGGACAACAAGCACUUAAGGAUACAUUUAUCGGCAAAGCAAGACGAGACAAAGAAAUUUUCGUAAUUCGAAUUCAAAUGGAAUUAUGUGGCGAAAACUUACGAAGCUGGCUAAAUUUAGCACAUCCUGAUAACAGCCAACUUAUUACAGUUCAAUCCACCAUCAUAAAAAAUCUUGCGUCCGGUUUGGAAUAUUUACACGAUAACGAAAUUAUUCACCGCGACUUUAAACCAGAAAAUGUAAUGUUCUGCAAGGCGGGAUUCGUACUACCGGUUAAAAUAGGAGAUUUUGGUCAUUGUCGAAAUAUUGAUACGACCGAGAGCAAAACCAGUAAUUUGACAAGUGGGGUUGGGACCAGGGACUACAUGGCGCCAGAGGCCUUUACGAAAAAAUACGACAAACAAGCUGACUUGUUUUCCUUGGGACUCGUGAUUUGGGAGGUUGUCCAACUGAUUCCAUUCGGCCAUAGGAGACCCUUUUUUGAUCGCCUCGUGAACGAUAAAGAAGAGGAUUUAGUUAAAAAUAAUGCCGCUUUUCCAGACGUCGCCCUAUUAAUUAUUCAAAUGACGAAACGUAAGGUUGAAGAUAGGCUGAAGAGUAUGAAGGAGGUCACCGACAGCUUAAUAGACCAGGACUCAAUCAGGCAGAAUGGAACUUUGGACAAAGGGAUGGAUCUAAUCAAGUCAUUCGAAGACAAGAAAACGGUCCCAGUGACGACAUUGGUCAAAGAAAUGAUGAAAGUGGAGCUCACGCCUUUUGCAGACUUCCGGAAGAAUACCAAUUCCAUGCAGCCACCAGCACAACAAGUCGCCAUUGGGAUUGAUUUGGGAACCUCUUAUUCCUCUGUUGCCAUUUGCGAGCCGGACGGAAAAGUUAGAGUAUUAAACAAUUCACAGAAUAGUCCAACUACGCCGUGUUACAUUAGACUUGGGGCCGAAGACGUUGUUGGGGAAGUAGCAAAAAGUCAGGCUUUAAUUUACCCAAGUUCUACUAUCUUUGAUGCAAAACGCCUCGUUGGAAGAUCAUAUAACGACCCCAAUGUUCAAGAAGACAUGAAAGGCUGGCCUUUCACAGUCGCUAGCGACACCUCAGGGACAGCAGUAGUAGAAGUUGAUGGAAAUGUCUAUGCACCGGACACAAUAUCAGCCAAGUUACUUACUAAGCUGAAGGAAGAUGCAGAAGCAAAAUUAGGCAAGACAGUCACUAGUGCUGUUAUCACGGUCCCCGCGUAUUUUAAAGACGCACAAAAACAAGCUACGAAGGAUGCCGGAAUUGCAGCUGGAUUAAACGUUAUAGAACUUUUGACCGAACCUACCGCAGCUGCAGUAGCAUAUAGUCGAGACAUCACUCUAGGAGAGGAAAAGAAAAUACUGAUCUUUGACUUUGGUGGUGGAACACUUGAUGUGUCCAUAAUUUCGAUCCAUGAAUCUGACGUUACUGUGCUUGUAACUGGAGGAGAUAAUCACUUCGGAGGGAAAGAUAUCGAUACCAAAUUGAUGGACUAUUGUAUGACUAAAUUCAAUGCAACAAACCCAAACGUGGACUUUUUCGAUGGAAUGUAUUCCACCGAUCCACCUGUUAAAGAACAAUACAAUCGUCGAUUACGAAGACUACGUAAUGAAUGUGAAAAAACAAAAAUUGCCUUAUCUGUAUGUUCCUCUACAAUGGUCGCACUGGAUGGUCUCAUAGUGCAGGGUACAACAAGCCUUGACUUAAACGUCAAAGUUACAGUGGACGAAUUCAACGCUAUGAAUGCUACUUUGUUUAGGAGAUGCAUCAGCUUUGUCGGGAGAGCUUUAAUGGACGGAAAUUUGACAAAAUCUGACAUUGACGAUGUUGUUCUUAUUGGUGGCAGUACUCGGAUACCAAAGAUUCAAAGAAUGCUGCAAGAUUUUUUUGAUGGAAAGCCGUUGAACGGGAGGCUGAAUCCUGACGAAGCAGUUGUAAUAGGGGCGGCCAUCAGAGCAGGCGCCAGCCACGGCUACGAAUCAGUCAGGACCACGAUACAUGAUGUCACUCCAAUGUCGAUUGGGAUUAAACUUAAUGGUGUUUUCUCCAUCGUAUUUCCGAAGAAUUCUAAAUAUCCGAAUGAAAACACUAAAAGUUAUAUGGCUUUAGGUAAUAAAAAGACAGAAGUGGAAGUUAGCAUUUAUGAGGGUGAAGAUAUGAACGCAGUAAAUAAUAGUUUACUGGGGAAAUUUAUUCUCGCUGGUAUCCCAACGACAGGUAAAUUUCAAAGGGUGGAUGUCACAAUGGCACUUGAUGCAAAUGGGCUUUUGCUAGUGACUGCUAGAUGUGAGGGGAAUGGAGUUACUAAAGCUUUGACCAUUCGACAUAGAAGGUUGGGUUGGAAGAAUAACUUCCCCCACAUUUAUAAUGAGAGGACGUAGUUAGAAACUAAUCAUUAAAGAGGGAUUUUCCACCGGAUAUUUAUGAACACUCGAUAAUUAGUACAUAAAGAUAAUGAGCAGCAAAUAAAUACAUGUUAGUGCAUUCAUCCCAAAAACCAUACAUAAUCCAAAGCAAGCUUCAAUAUUUAGCCGGAUAUUUCCCACUUCGUAUCAACCAGCCAACUCUCAAAAUUUAUCAAUGAAUGGCAGGACGAAGCCCCGAUCUUGCCAAAAUACUUAAUCGCGAAAAGAAAGAUGGCGCACCAAGAAGCUCGCCCCUUGGGCGCUCGCAUCCCCCUUUUCUACAACAAUGCACAUGGAGACCUAUUUCUUCAAAAUGUGCUUCAAACCAGCACUAAAAAUCAAGUAACUAAACACAAAGAGCAGAUAGUGUGGUACGAAAACUAAAUAUAUAAACACAUGUAUGUAUGAAACGCAAAAUGAAAGUUAAACCAAAAGAAGUUCGACUAAUAAGUUGGUUUUUGGGCAAUACGCCAGUUUUAGUUGUAAUAAUUAAUUAAGCCUAAUAAUUUAGAUGUCCCAAUCAGGCAAAAUCACCUUUAAUGUUUCAAAUUUGCCGCCACAUCAAUUAGAGUAAGCCUUUUAAUUGACUCCAAAUAUUCAUACAUGCUUUAUCUAUGUACAUACCUUGGUGUUUAAUGACUACAAAAAUGCACGAUUCAUAACAAAAUUAAACUUUUUUAUGUGUAAACCUUUUAUGUUGUAAUAAACCUUAAUUAUGACAUUAAAAGACCAAUUUAAAUAGA
Messenger RNA from Folsomia candida, 3702 nucleotides. RefSeq names its product heat shock 70 kDa protein-like. Gene Ontology annotation, biological process: cellular response to unfolded protein; protein phosphorylation; protein refolding. Gene Ontology annotation, molecular function: protein kinase activity; ATP binding; heat shock protein binding. Bases 242 to 2935 code for a protein of 897 amino acids. Gene Ontology annotation, cellular component: cytoplasm. Lineage: Eukaryota; Metazoa; Arthropoda; Collembola; Entomobryomorpha; Isotomidae. The record is from RefSeq and is a predicted model, not a curated record. The transcript has 2 exons.